CCGCCAAGGACCCACAGCGAGAAGAAUAUUCCUGCGUUCGCCCACCAGCCGCUGACCCUUCCCUGAGAAAGAUGAUCACUGGGCCACUGCUGAUCUGUUCCUGCCUGACUCUCUCCAUCUCCGUCUUCACAUCUGGGACUGGGGCUCCCCCGACCACCGUGAACGGAACUCGGGGACACUCGGUCUCCUUACCUACUGGGAUCCCAGUCAGACCGGAUGAUGCUGAGGUUGUGUGGAAUCGGGUAUCACCCAGAAUCAUGAUAGUGAAGUACUUGAAGGAUAACAUUACCUACUUCGGUCCUGAGGAGUACAAGCGACGGAUAACCUUUCAUCCUGGGAACUUCAGUCUGGAAAUCCAUGAUCUACGGAGAGAGGACUCUGGUGAUUAUGAGGUGAUGUUUGCAGCAGCAGGUUCAGGAGCUGAAAGUAAAACAACAGUGCGACUGGAGGUGUACGAGCCGGUGUCAGGAACAAACAUCACAGUUCAGAAUAAUACUGGAGUCUGUAACUUCACCCUGACCUGCUCGGUGAUGUCAGGUGACAGCACCAGCUUCAGAUGGUGGAGGGGCGAUGAAACUGUGGUGAACGACAGCCUCCAUAACCUCUGGGGACAUGGAGAGACGUUGGAGAUUCAUCACACACCAGAGAGCAUGGACGUUGUGUACAAGUGUGAAGCCAGGAAUCCCGUCAGUACGGACACAGCGGAGAUUCGGUUGUGGGAGAUCUGCAAACUGCACACAUCUGAUUCCCCCAUUGUGUCAACUUCCAGUGUCGACCAGACAGAUUCCACCAAAGAAUCAACUCAAAUUGACAACCGGACAGAUGCAGAUCCUGUGUCCUUGAGCCCGACCCUGGUGAUCGGACUGUCCGUAGUGGGGGCCUUCCUGGUCUCCAUUCUCAUUGUGAUUCUCUUGGUCACAUGGAGGAGAAGAGCUGCUGGAAAAGAAACGUCUUCAGGCACUGAAGACCCGGCAGCGGAGAACACUGUUUACGCAAAUAUUCAGUGGAAUGCAAAGAGUCGCACUGGCCGGCAGCCCCCCAAGGGGAACAAGAGGUUUGUUGAUCCUGAGGUUCAUCCCGAGACUCCCCAGACUGAGUACGCUGCAGUCAUGUUCCGUGCCAGACCACACCCUGGAUCGGCUGGAGAAGCAGCCCGUAGAUAACGUCCCGCAGUCUAGGAUGGACCCUCCCUCCCUUCGCUCAGGCACAAGGAUGGCACUGACCCUCGAGGGGAGCCGAGGGUGGGUAGGGAGAUAUUGGGGAUUCACUGUGUCCCAUGGUUGUGGCUGUUGAUGUUGUUUCGUAUGGCAGCUGUUUUUCCCUUCACAUGUCUAAUUGGUUUCUGUCAAGCCAGUCCUCUAACUCAAUGACCCACGGCAAAGCCGUCUUGGACCUUGUUGAGAGGGCAUGUUGGGACCAGGUGGCGGGUGUCCUGGGUUGUGGCACCACAGGGGCAAGCUGAGCUUUGUCCGAUGCCCCAUCGGUGCAGAAUUUGCGCUGUUUUGGCAUGUCGACUUCUGAGUCUAUUUGCGGCUGUCCAGUAUUUUCUGAUAGCUGUAGUAAAGCCCGUGAGGAGUGAGGUGGGGUCCUCGAUCAGACCACCACUGGCAGGAACGUUGGUGUGCUAGUAUUGGUGUCAUUGUGUGUGUUCAUCAUAGGAAUCGAGGUUUUUCAAGUUGUGGAAAGGUUUGUGGGAUUUGUGUCGGGAAGUUGAAGGUUGUGGUGGGACUAAUGGGACAACAAUGUGGCUGCACAUUCCUGCUGGACUUUGUAAGUGUUGGAUAUUAGUUUAUCGACUUUGUUUGUGAGCUCCAUCUGUACAAACGCCCCCGUCCGUAAUCAUCCCAUGUGUACCCACACCUCCGUACAUAAUCGGCCUAUCUGCACCCACAACCCUGUCUUUCAUCGACCCAUCUGCACACACUCCCUAGCCCAUAAUCGACCUAUCUGCCCCCACAUCCCCCGUUUGUAAUCAACCCAUCUGCACACACUUCCCAGUCUGUAAUCAACCCGUCUGCAGCCACAACCCCAUCAGUAAUCAAACCGUCUGUAUCCACUUCCCCAGUCCAUAAUCCCCCUUGUCUGUAACUUUCCCUGUCCAAAAUUGGCCUGUUGACACCCACUUAUCCAGUAGUUUAUUAUUAAUUGAAAAAUUGAGUUUGUGCCCAGCGUCUAUCUUCUCACUGCUACCCCACCUCAGGCAAUCAACCCUCAACACUGGUUCACAGCCAGGAUGUGGCGUAAUGGCCAGAAAAGGUCUCACCUAUGACUUGUCCAGGUGUAAAAUGACAUCACGACUGCUCUCAUUAUUAUUUACAAGGUGGCACCGAGUUGUGAUGUGGCUGUCACUUUGUGGUUUAGAAUCGCAGGGACAGUUAAUGGUGACAGGGUGGGAAGUUUCAGGCUAGGUUAGCUGUAGUGACCUGGUGAGGGGAGUGAGAGGUCAAGGGCAGAAAGUGAGUAGUUAGGGGAAGGAACUGGACAAUCAGUUUGGGCUGCUCUGAGGUUAGAGGCUAGUGAUCCCCAAGAACAAGGGCCAGUGAUUCCCGAGGACAGUGAGUCCCAGGAUUGGAGGUCCAAGGUCAUUCAACAAGGCCUGAGGUCAGCGGCUCUUGAUUGGUGAGUCCUGGUGUUGAAGACCAGAGAUCAGAGUUCCCAUGUCUGAGAGUCUGGGGACACAGUCUGGCUGUCGGAGGCCACGAGGUGGCCUGCCCUGGGGAGGGAAACCUGUCUGUGUGUGGGAGUGGGGGUUGGGAAAAGGUUUUUUUUGCUGUUUUUCCCAGUUCUAUGUUGAUUACAUGUUGUUCUACAAGACAUUAUGGGCAUGCAAUAUUGUCGCCAGAACUUGUGGUGACACUUGCGGUCCGCCCUCAGCACAUCCUCACGUUGUGUUGGUUGUUAUCUAAAUGGUGCAUUUCACUGUAUGUUUCAAUAAACGCAA
Mobula hypostoma (lesser devil ray) is the source of this 2941-nucleotide messenger RNA. RefSeq names its product T-lymphocyte surface antigen Ly-9-like. Bases 72 to 1163 code for a protein of 363 amino acids. The record is from RefSeq and is a predicted model, not a curated record. The transcript has 8 exons. NCBI's taxonomy places the organism in Eukaryota, Metazoa, Chordata, Chondrichthyes, Myliobatiformes, Myliobatidae.